Drosophila eugracilis is the source of this 3068-nucleotide messenger RNA. RefSeq lists its product as uncharacterized. The transcript is spliced from 6 exons. NCBI's taxonomy places the organism in Eukaryota, Metazoa, Arthropoda, Insecta, Diptera, Drosophilidae. The record is from RefSeq and is a predicted model, not a curated record. The coding region runs from base 669 to 2111 and encodes 480 amino acids.
CCCUGUGCCAAAGCUCCGCCGGAAAACCCACCCCCAUUUCGAUGGGCACUCACCUUCAGCGCAUUCGUUGUGUGUGUGCUGGCAUGCCGCACUCGCACACUCUCUCUCUCUCUCUCUACCACUCUCUCUCUCGCGAGGAACUCGCUCUCUUUGGUUCGCCUUUUUUUUUGUGAGUGACACAAAGAGGAGUGUCAGCAGCAUAAAUUUCAUACAAAAUUCCACACACUCGCAACGCGUCGCAGAUACUUUUCGGCAAAGCAGGAAAAAGCCAGUGUAAAUAAUUUGAAUGCAAGGGAAAUCCGAAAUGGAAAGUGGCAAAAACAGUUCCUCUUAGUUAGUUAUUAGCCAAAAAAUGUUGUAAAUAAACGGUGAAGUGCGUUUCGUUUAGCGUUAAAUUAGUGAAAAUUGAAUAAAACAGAAGAAAGAAUAGACGAAAGAAACGUAAAUAAAAGACGAGAAGCGAGAGGUGGAGAGUGACGAGCGGCAGACAGAGCGGGAGAGCCAACGUGUCGAGCAACAAAUUAAUAAUAAAAAAAAAAGAAGAAAAAAUAUAACAACAACAGCAACAACAACAACAACAGAAAAAGAAACACAAAUUGAAAACAACAACAAAAGCAAAGGCAGCGGCAGCGAUUCUGGAUUUCUAGAGGCAGCGGCACAUUCAAAAGAUGGGCUGUGGACAGAGCAAGAUACAUUUGUAUCCCAGGAAAUCGAAGAGUAAAGCGAACGGCAAGAAAGGAGGACAUGCCGACUCAGAUGCCGAAACGGACGAGGACGAAGGCCACAUCGAGGAUGCCGAGAAGGCACAACAGCGCGACCGCGAGAAGCAUGACGAGAGCGAGGAGCUAAGCAAUAAGGACAUCCAAGACAGUGACGAAGACGUAGCCGUCUCCCUGCUGCGUGCCAAGAACUUGUCUCUGCUCCAAAGCCACCAACAGAACUUCUUCCGCAUGCUGGACAAGAAGAUCGAUGAGGGUCCCGACUACGACUCGGCCAGCGAGACGGAGAUCGCUCUGGAGGAGGCCCGACUGAACGCCCUGCGUCAACAUUGGGAGUCCGCCAGCAUAACGGCCUCCAUCUGCUCCUCAGCCAGCCGUUCGUUGCAGACGACGCCCAUACGCCAAGUGCAGGUGCCUCUGAAACAGCCACCCCGUGGCGCUGGCCUGCUGCUACAGCCUUCCAGUGCGGCAGCGGUAACAGCCUCCUCUUCGACGAUAGUCACGCUGCCCACGACGGAGUAUCUACCUCAGCAUGUGCUGGCGGGGCGGCAGCAACAGCAACAGCAGCAGCAACAGGCGGCAGUGCUCUACCAGCAGCAACAACAGCAACUAAUCCUGCUGCCACAGUUGGAUCCUAAUGUUGUCAACACGUCCACGGCGGCAGCAGCGGCACAGCUCGUCCAGCUGCAGCAGCAACAUCAACAGCAGCAGCAGCAGCAGCAACAGCAACUCAAUCAGCAGCAACAGCAACUCUACCAGCAGCAACAGCAAUAUCUGCUAUCCCUACCCGCCGGAGCCAAGCCGCAGAGCGUGAGUCCAAAGCGCCUGAUCUAUGGCAGCACCGCUGUAGCUGGUCCGCCGGGCACUACCGCCUGCCCACCGCCGGCACCACCUCCUUCCGUUCAGUAUAUAGCCGCCGGUUCAAGCGGUGGCUUCCUUAAUGGCGCCGGCGCCAUUUCCGGAAUUGCAGCGGGGCGAGGACCCUUGCAGCUGGCCUACUACGGUGCCGCACCCCCGAGCACUGCCCCUCCGACGGCGACGGCCCUAUCCAAUGCCCCCGAAACGUACGAACCGCCAACCGCUCCACACAGCCAAAUUCAGCAGCAACAGCCACCGCCUCCUCCGCCGGGCGCCUAUUACGGCGAGAUGAUGCACGGUGUACAGGCCGCUCCGGCGGCGGAAUACAAGUUCCCGCCGGCCAUUAGCGUGCAGCGAUUGGCGCCUCAGGUGCAGCGGCAGUUGCGCGAGACGCAGGAACUUAUAAAAGACUCGUGCCCGCAGCUGUAUGCAGCGGGCUAUGGCAGCCCAGGACCACCGAUACGCAAUCCCAGCAGGAACCCAACUAGAACUAGACCCACCCUGGAGACCCAGUUCUCGCAGGAACUCUCGUGAUAUCUAUAUAUGUAAACAGCCAGCAGACGUAGGAUGCACACCCACGUUCAGACAUACACAUAAAUACAGUUCGUUACAAAAAAAAAACUGCAGCCAAAGAUGAAAGCUAAAAUUAAUCCAAAUUAAAAAACAAAAAACAACAACAACAGACAACCCAUGACAAAGAAAAAACCAAGAAAAACCAAAAAAAAAAGAAAGAAAAUCGAAGAAAAUCAAUUAUGAAAUUGUAAAACUGCACUCAAUGUUUCAGACCCUCAGAACCCCCCCAGGCGGGCAGACUCCUCGCCCCCUAUAUGCGUACUACUUACAAAAAAGAUGAACAACAACAACAACAACAACUACUAAAAAAAGACCUAAGCGGAGCAACAAAUAAAGCAUUAAACAAACUACAAGAAAUAUUCAAGAGGCAGCCAAAGAACCGACUAGGCUAGGGCUAUAGGCGAGUGUGUUGGAUGAGAAAAAAGCGCAAGGUACAUAGAUUUAGGAAUCGAGUAUAAAGUUAUAAUGCGAUAUAUACAUAUAGUAUAUAUAUAUAUAUGCAAAUGCCACAAAAACAAGGAUGAGGUUAGAGCCCGAACAAAGCAAACACAAAUCAUACAAAGUAAAAUAAUAUAAAGUGUAACAAACAAAUGACUUCUACAUUCUCACGCAAUUUUGUUAGUCAUAAACAAAAAAAAAAGAAAAGAAAAAACAAUCUCAUGGUGUAAUUUUUUAAACAAAUAUUUUCCGUCAAAUUCUCGAAGUAUGAUAAUGAUGAUAAUGAUGAUGAUGUAACACGUUGAUAGAAUGUUCGUUGGAUAUGCAAUUAAACGGAUGAAGCUGUCUAGUAAUAUUUGUAUAAUUUAGUUCUAUUUAUUAUUAUGAUAAUUUUUGAUGUAUGAUAGUUUUUCUUAUAUGGAUAUAUAUAUAUAUAUAUUUAAAAAUGCAAAAUAAAAGCAAAUCAAUUAAGUUUAAAAA